This is a messenger RNA of Pollicipes pollicipes, 6441 nucleotides long. Its product is annotated as kinesin-like protein KIN-7O. Lineage: Eukaryota; Metazoa; Arthropoda; Thecostraca; Pollicipedomorpha; Pollicipedidae. Gene Ontology annotation, molecular function: ATP binding; microtubule motor activity; microtubule binding. The transcript is spliced from 22 exons. The record is from RefSeq and is a predicted model, not a curated record. The coding region runs from base 10 to 6441 and encodes 2143 amino acids. Gene Ontology annotation, cellular component: microtubule. Gene Ontology annotation, biological process: microtubule-based movement; mitotic cell cycle.
CACUGCAGGAUGGCAGAUUGCAACAUUAGUGUGUCUGUCCGUGUGCGAGGGCUUAUCAAACGUGAAAUAUCAGAUGAUCUCACAAAGCAUUGGAAGACACAUGAAGAGAAGUCUCUAGUGCAGAUAGAUCCUGCAACAGGAAGUGUGCUCUGUCAGCCAUACAUCUUUGAUAAAGUUUAUGAUGAAGGCUGCACCAAUGCUGAUGUAUAUACAGGCACAGUGGAGGAGAUGGUCUACUCGGCCAUGGCUGGCUUCAACACCACCAUAUUCGCCUAUGGGCAGACCUCCUCUGGCAAGACGCACACCAUGCUGGGCCACGAGCAAGACCAGGGCACCAUCCCGCGCGUGGUGCACCAGAUGUUCGACUGCGUCGAGCAGACGCCCGACCGCGAGUACCUCAUCCGCGUCAGCUACAUGGAGAUCUACAAGGAGGUGGUAGCCGAUCUCCUGGCGGAGGGUGCUGGAACACCAAAGGGGCUGCGCAUCCACGAGGAUCCGCAGGGACAGGUGUACGUGUCGGAGCUGCGGGAGCUGUGCGUCAACACGCCAGAGAUGCUGCUGGGACUGAUGGGGCGUGGCGAGACGGCGCGCCAUUUCGGCGUCACCAACAUGAACGACCGCAGCUCGCGCAGCCACACCAUCUUCCGCAUCAUCAUCGAGUCCAGAGUCAGGGAUGAGGAGGGUGAGGAGGGCGCUGUGGUCGUCUCGCACCUGAACCUGGUGGACCUGGCCGGCUCGGAGCGCGCCCGGCAGACAGGCGCCACUGGCGAGAGGUUCCGGGAGGGCUGCUCCAUCAACUCGUCGCUGUUCGAGCUCGGCAACGUCAUCAGCAAGCUGAGCGAGGGCGCGCCCUUCAUCAACUACCGCAACAGCAAGCUCACCCGCAUCCUGCAGACGUCGCUCGGGGGCAACGCCAAGACGGCCAUCAUCUGCACGGUGACGCCGGCGGCUGUGGAGGAGACCCACUCCACGCUACGGUUCGCCAGCCGCGCCAAGACCAUCAAGAACAAGCCGCACAUCAACGAGGUGGUGUCCGACUCGGCGCACCUGAAGCGGCUGAAGCGCGAGAUCCACGGACUGCGCGCGGAGCUGCAGCGCGAGAAGCAGACCAACCGCGCCACCGAGGUGGAGGAGAUGCAGCAGGCGCUGGCCGAGCAGAGCAAGCGCAACACCCAGCUGCAGGACCGGUUGCGCCAGCUGGUCGAGCAGCUGGUGGUGAGCUCGGCGCCCAAGCAGCAGCUGCCAGCCAAGGCGCAGAAGAGCAAGCGGCGGAUGACGUGGUGCGGCCGGCAGCGCGGCCGGCUGAGUCUGGCGCCGUUCCAGCUGCCGCCGCUGCUGCCACCUGUCGAGGAGCAGCCGAGGCUGCCCGACGACGAUCAGCCGUUUGCGGGGGUGAGCCAGCGGAAGCGGCGGCGGGCGGACCUGCACCCUGCGAUGCCGUCGCUCGAGGAGGAGGCUGGGCGGCCGGUGUCGCUGGGCGACAUCACCGAGGAGGAGGAGGAUGACAGGACAGCAGACCGACCCGCGGCCGCGCAGCCGCCGGAGCUGGAGCGGCUGCGGCGGCAGGUGCUGCUGCUGCAAGAGGAGAAUGACGCGCUGCGAGCGGACGGAGCCGAGCCGCGGCUGGUGGACGACACGCACGCGCGUCUGCUGGAGACCGUACAGCGGCUGGAUGAGGAGCUAAAGGCAGCCAAGCAAGAGAACCAGCACAUGACUGUUACAACCAGUACUGACAUGUCAGAGGUUGUACAGCGGCUGGAGGAGGAGCUAAAGACAGCCAAAGAAGAGAACCAGCGCUUGGCUAUCUCAGCCACCCCUGAUAUGUCAGAGGCUGUACAGCAGCUGGAGGAGGGGCUAAAGGCAGCCCAAGAAGAGAACCAGCGCCUGGCUGUCUCAGCCACCCCUGAUAUGUCAGAGGCUGUACAGCGACUGGAGGAGGAGCUGAAGGCAGCCAAAGAAGAGAACCAGCGCCUGGCUGUCUCCGUCACCCCUGAUAUGUCAGAGGCUGUACAGCGGCUGGAGGAGGAGCUGAAGGCAGCCAAAGAAGAGAACCAGCGCCUGGCUGUCUCCGUCACCCCUGAUAUGUCAGAGGCUGUACAGCGGCUGGAGGAGGAGCUGAAGGUAGCUAAAGAAGAGAACCAGCGCUUGGCUGUCCCAGCCAUUCCUGAUAUGUCAGAGACUGUGCAGCAGCUGGAGGAGGAGCUGAAGGCAGCCAAAGAAGAGAACCAGCGCUUGGCUGUCCCAGCCAUUCCUGAUAUGUCAGAGACUGUGCAGCAGCUGGAGGAGGAGCUGAAGGCAGCCAAAGAAGAGAACCAGCGCUUGGCUGUCCCAGCCAUUCCUGAUAUGUCAGAGGCUGUGCAUCGGCUGGAGGAGGAGCUGAAGGCAGCCAGAGAAGAGAACCAGCGCCUGGCUGUCUCCGUCACCCCUGAUAUGUCAGAGGCUGUACAGCGGCUGGAGGAGGAGCUGAAGGCAGCCAAAGAAGAGAACCAGCGCUUGGCUGUCCCAGCCAUUCCUGAUAUGUCAGAGGCUGUACAGCGGCUGGAGGAGGAGCUGAAGGCAGCCAAAGAAGAGAACCAGCGCCUGGCUGUCUCAGCCACCCCUGAUAUGUCAGAGGCUGUACAGCUGCUGGAGGAGGAGCUGAAGGCAGCCAAAGAAGAGAACCAGCGCCUGGCUGUCUCAGUCACCCCUGAUAUGUCAGAGGCUAUACAGCGGCUGGAGGAGGAGCUGAAGGCAUCUAAAGAAGAGAACCAGCGCUUGGCUGUCCCAGACAUUCCUGAUAUGGCAGAGACUGUGCAGAGGCUGGAGGAGGAGCUAAAGGCAGCCCAAGAAGAGAACCAGCGCCUGGCUGUCUCAGCCACCCCUGAUAUGUCAGAGACUGUGCAGCGGCUGGAGGAGGAGCUAAAGGCGGCCAAAGAAGAGAGCCAGCGCCUGGAUGUUGCAGCCAUCCCUGAGAUGGCAUAUGUACAGCAGCUGGAGGAGAAGCUAAAGGCAGCCCAAGAAGCGAACCAGCACCUGGCUGUCACAAGCAUUCCUGAUGUGCCAGAGACUGUACAGCAGCUGGAGCAUGAGCUAAAGGCAGCCAGAGAAGAGAUCCAGCGCUUGGCUGUCUCAGCCACCCCUGAUAUGUCAGAGACUGUACAGCGGCUGGAGCAGGAGCUAAAGACAGCCAGAGAAGAGAACCAGCGCUUGGCUGUCCCAGCCAUUCCUGAUAUGUCAGAGACUGUGCAGCGGCUGGAGGAGGAGCUAAAGGCGGCCAAAGAAAAGAACCAGCGCCAUGCGGAUGCGAGCAUUCCUGAUACGUCGGAGACUGUACACCAGCUGGAGAAGGAGCUAAAGGCAGCCAAAGAAGAGAACCAGCGUCUAGCGGCCGCCUCCGUUGCUGACAUGUCAGAGACUGUACAACGACUGGAGGAGGAGCUAGCAGCUUCUAAGCAAGAGAAUCAGCUCCUGGUGUCCUCUGCAUCGUCCGGUAAGAAGACCUGCGACGUCACAUCAUCGCCUGACGUCACGGCGCCGUGCGAUGUGUCGGCGGCGGCGGCGGGCGACAGCUCGCUGCAGACGGUAGACGCGCUGAAGGAGGCGCACCAGGUGGAGCUGGAGACGCUGCGGCAGCAGCUGGAGGCGGCCAGGGUGGAGAAGCUGGCGCUGGAGGAGAGGCUGUCGGCGCGGGAGAUGGAAGAGGCUGGGGGACUGGGUGCUACGAUGGUGGCAGAGAAACAAGCGCCACAGGCGACCGACGAGGCUGCCGCGCUCGACGCUCGGACAUCGCCGGCCGCACCAGGAGCAGACGCCGAUGACGUCGGGCUGGCCGACCGGUCGUCGCUGGCUGAGCGGUCGGUACUGGUCGAGAGAUCGACUCUGGCUGAGCGGUCGGUGCUGGUCGAGAGAUCGACACUGGCUGACGUGUCCGUGCUGGCGGAUGGCUCGGUGACGGCGCCGCUGGACCGCAGCCAGCUAGCUGCGGACCUCGCCACCGUGUACCAGGAGCUGCGGCAGCUGCAGCGCGCUGACGAGCUGUCCGCGCCGGCCGCCGCCGAGGUGAGCCUCUGCGCGCUGGAGGAGGCGGCUGAGGGGACGCCCGAAGAGGUGACGGUACGGUUCGGUGACGAGACGAUGUCAGGGGCGUGCGCCGGCCGGGCGGAGGUAACACUGCCGCCCGAGGAGGUGACGGUACGGUUCGGUGACGAGACGAUGUCAGGGGCGUGUGCCGGCCAGGCGGAGGUAACACUGCCGCCCGAGGAGGUGUUCGGUGACGAGACGCUGGCAGGAGCGUGUGCCGGCCAGGCGGAGGUAACACUGCCGCCCGAGGAGGUGACGGCGGCCGAGGAUGGUCCCGCGGAGGUGCGCCGGCUGGAGAACCUGCUGGAAGACAUGCAGGAACGGGCGGAUGAGACGGCCCGGCGCGUGCACACCCUUACGUCACAGCUCGCUGACGUCACCGCCCAGAACGAUGACGUCACAAGUCGGCUGCAGGACGUCACCUCCGAGAAGGACCAGGCCCUGGCCUCUGUGGAUGACCUCACCGCCGAGAGAGACCGCGUUAUGGCGGAAAUGGCCGCCGUUAACGCCGCCUUGGAUGGCGUCAGGGCGCAGCUGACAGACGUCACCACCGAAAAAGAUGACGUCAUCGGGAAGUUGACCGACCUGACCGCCGCGAUGGAGGCCGUUAACGCCCAGCUUUGUGGCACGACGGCCGAGAAGGAUGACCUCGCGAUGAAAUUAAGUGCUGCUACCGCCGAGAGCAGCGACUCGCUGGCCAAAGUCACGGCCUUCAACACCUCCUGCCUGGCGGCCAACGAGCAGCUGCGCGGCGAGACGGCGGCCGCGGCUGCGCGACUGGCCGAGCGCGAAGCGCAGCUGGUCGGCGGCCGGCGCGAGGCGCGCCGAGAGAUCUGCGACCUGCAGGAGACGCUGGUCAGCCGCCAGGCCGAGCUGCAGGAGCAGGCGCUCUGCCUGGAGAAAGUGCGCGCCAAACGUCGGGAGGCGGUACAACGCACAGAGGAGCUGACGGCAGAGAGAGACUCUCUGACCGCGGAGAGGGACUCCCUGACGGCGGAGAGGGACUCCCUGACCUCAGAGAGGGACUCCCUGACGGCUGAGCUGGCCGCCGGUCGGGAGGCAGCUGCGCAGCUGCAUCUCCAGCUGUCUGAAGCCAGCUGUCGGCUGGACGAGCUGGAGCGCACCGCCUCCGAGCGCCAGUCCCAGCUGCAGUUCGAGCUGGACGAGCGGGUGGUGGAGCUGCACCAGCUGCAGGAGGAGCACCAGCUGCUGACUGACGGCAACAAGCAGCUGCAGGAGGAGCACCGGCAGCUGCAAGAUGAGCGCCAGCGCUUGCAGAACGAGCACACUCAGCUACGGAAUGAGCAUCAGCUGCUGCGAGGCAAGCAUGAUGAGCUGCAGGAGGAAGCUCGCCAGCUACUGGACCAGUGCCGUGGAGUCGAAGACGACCUCCGCCAGACACAGGAGAGGCUGACUGCUGAGCGGAGUCGGGCCGACGCCGACCGGGCCGAGCUGGGCGCCAGGCUGGAGACGCUGGAGACCGGGCACCAGGCGAAGGUGGCGGCACUAACCGCCGAACUCCAGGCCAAGCUGGAGACCCUGGAGACCGAGCACCAGGCGAAGGUGGCAUCACUGUCGGCCGAGCGGGAGGCGGCGGCCUCGGAGCACGAGCGGCUGCUGGCCGGCCAGCGCGAGGCGGCCGCCGCCGAGCUGGAGGCCGAGCGGCUCAGGCUGUUCGCCGACUACCAGCAGAAGGCCGACUGGCUCACCACGCUCAUCGACGAGAGCGAUGACGAGCUCCGACAGGCCAAGGAGCAGCUGGCCGCGCGACAAACCGAGGUGGAGCAGCUGCAGCUAGAGGUUCGCCAGCUGCGCGUCAAACAGGAGCAACAGCAGCAGCUGCAGAGCCAGCUGACCUCAGGACAGAGCCAGGCGGACGCCCGCUGCGACCAGCUGGAAGCCCAGCUGGAGGCGCUGGCGACCGAGCACCAGGUCAAGCUGGAGACGCUGGCGACCGAGCACCAGGCCAAGCUGGAGACCCUGGAGACCGAGCACCAGGCGAAGGUGGCAUCACUGUCGGCCGAGCGUGAGGCGGCGGCCUCGGAGCACGAGCGGCUGCUGGCCGGCCAGCGCGAAGCGGCCGUCGCCGAGCUGGAGGCCGAGCGGCUCAGGCUGUUCGCUGACUACCAGCAGAAGGCCGACUGGCUCACCACGCUCAUCGACGAGAGCGAUGACGAGCUCCGACAGGCCCGGGAGCAGCUGGCGGCGCGCCAGGCGGAGGUGCUGCAGCUGCAGACGGAGAUCCGGCAGCUGGUGGAGUCGCGCGAGGCGCAGCCGCCGCCGCCGCCGCCCGAGUGGGAGACGGAGUCGGACCGGCAGCGCGAGAGCGUGACGCGGCUGAAGGCGCAGCUGCUGGAAGCGGUGCAGGCCAAUACGCUGUAA